Molecule: messenger RNA, 1616 nt
Organism: Cynara cardunculus var. scolymus (artichoke)
Lineage: Eukaryota; Viridiplantae; Streptophyta; Magnoliopsida; Asterales; Asteraceae
Product: putative UPF0481 protein At3g02645
Exons: 3
Coding region: 120-1541 (473 amino acids)
Source: RefSeq, a predicted model, not a curated record
UUGCUUCAAUUACAUCUACAACAGAAAACUGUGAGCAGAGUGUUUGUUUCAUUAAAAUUGCGAUCAAAGUUCAUUGGAAUCUCCAUCAUCUCCGGCUUCUAUCUAUUUGAAGGGAUCCGAUGGCAAAUGUGGAUGUCGAGGUUGGAGGCAGAAGAGGACCGAGAAACAAAACGAAAUGGUGGCAUCGCAACACACCACUCCAAGAUCUUCUUGAUUGUAUAGAAAAGGGACAGAAUCUUUCCAUUCAACAGCCACCGUCGAUUUACAAGAUUCCUAGUAGUGCCCGAAAGAUAAGCCCAGAUUCUUUCAAACCUCAGGUGGUCUCCAUUGGACCUCUCCAUAGACAAGAUAAAGCAUUGCAAGAAUUUGAAGAGCAGAAAACGACUUAUCUGCAUCAUCUAUUACAACGUUUAAACAUCAAACCAGAAAUAAUAUUGGAUAAAUGUUUGCAGAAGGUGAAUGAUUCAAUACACAAAAUCAGGGAAUCUUAUGGUGGGAUGAUGACCUACACAGACGUUGAACUCGCACAGAUGAUGGUAAUCGAUGCUUGUUUCAUACUCGAUUUCCUUUUCUUGUUCGAAGAACAUCAGCCUUUAACUUCCACAAAUGCUAUCCUCACACGUUCUAUUUCCCGUGACCUGGUGUUGUUAGAAAAUCAAAUUCCUUUCUUUGUUCUUCAAGACAUCUUCAAGUGCACCAUUUCUAAAUUGCAAACAACCCGCUCUCUUACUUCUGGCAUCCUUCAACAUUUACAAAUUCUUAGCCCCUUCAAAGAAAUCAAACGUAAUGAUGUUAUCUGUACAACCCAGCCUCAUCAUAUUCUUGGGCUUCUGCAAAGAUCUUUCCAUCCAACAGAUAAUAUCCCAUUAAAUUGUCCACUAUUACGAUUUCCCAACCACUCUGCUCUAGAACUGGACAAGGCCGGGGUAAAAUUUGAGCCUAAAAAAGAUGAAAAUUGGACAUUGGCCAUAGAUUUCAGCUCAUCUUCGUGGAAAUUCUUUAGGUGGUGGUGGGGCAACCGUACUCUUAGAAUGCACAAACUGUGUAUUGAUGAUAGCACUGAACUAUUUUUGAGGAACUUAAUUGCAUAUGAGCAGUGCACUCCGGACGUUCCUGAUUUCGUUACAUCAUAUGUCUGUGCCAUAGAUAUGCUACUCGAUACUAAGGAGGAUCUUUCCAAGUUGGUAGAAUCAAAAGUCCUUACCAACAAUUUAGGUUCAAACGAAGAUUCUACCAAGAUGCUCAACAAACUAUCUGAACAAUUUGCGUUCAAGGAGUUCUAUUACAUGGAGCAGUGGAAGCAAUUAGAUGAUUAUUACAAUCGUUAUGUGCCCAAAAAUAUUGCAUUGUUGAGGCGUACAUAUUUCGAUAGUCCAUGGAAAAUCAUUGCUCUACUAGCUAGCUGCUAUCAUCCUAUUCGUUCUUGCCAUCGUUCAGGUCAUCUUAAGAAUAAUCAAGUAGAUUCUCAAUGUUUCUUUUGUCUUCCUUCUUUUUGGCAUUAUGUAUGGUAUCUUUUUCACUUCCUCUUAAAAAGUCAUUGAUGUCUUACAACUGUUGGUUUCAAUGUUAAGCUUGAUUUAUGUCACUAUAACUAAUAUGAAAGAGUGUUUUACCCC